Messenger RNA from Penicillium concentricum, 249 nucleotides. RefSeq lists its product as uncharacterized. The transcript is spliced from 3 exons. The record is from RefSeq and is a predicted model, not a curated record. The coding region runs from base 1 to 249 and encodes 82 amino acids. Lineage: Eukaryota; Fungi; Ascomycota; Eurotiomycetes; Eurotiales; Aspergillaceae.
AUGCCACUUAUGCCACCCCUGAAGAUUAUGGAUACCAUGCUGACGGCCGAAUCGGUUACCGAGCCUACAGUUUAUAGUAUGGCUUGCAAAACAAAGCUUAAGAUUCCAACGGCCGCGGCGCGGAUAGCCACGGACGAGGCUGGUGCUCGGAGCUUGGUAGCCAUGAUAGUGGACAACAUAGCUAUCAUUUCCACGAUUGAGCCACCGACAGGGGUCUCAUCCUUUGAGGAAAGAAAGUUACGCAUCUAG